Molecule: messenger RNA, 1636 nt
Organism: Physella acuta
Lineage: Eukaryota; Metazoa; Mollusca; Gastropoda; Physidae
Product: transmembrane protein 134
Source: RefSeq, a predicted model, not a curated record
GCUGGUUGUCAGGAAAAUAUGUCUUCCGUAUUUACAUCCGAAAAUUAGUAAUAUUAUUCAUGUACAUGAUGCGAUGGAUACUGAUUGUUGGAUUAGCACUGAUGGUAAACAACUAGAAGAGCCAAUACGUGCUUAUGGUUCAACUGGCUCCAAUUUAUCACCUGGUCCUAAAAUACGGGAACAUGAAGAUCUUGAUAUCCAACUUCAUGAUUUCAAAGGUACACAUUUAAAAGAACCAUUAAUAGGGGACAAUACUGCUACCGUUGUUACCGUAGACAGAAAAGUGGCAGUACGUCCCACAUCCCUGCACUCUUUGUUAAGUAGCCACUCUAGUGAUCGGCAUAGCGGAUACUCUGAAACAUCUUUCAACCAACAUGACAGCUGGAUCAGACACCCAAAAGUGAAAGAAAACUGGAAGAUAGUUCUAGCCUCAGCCUUCCUGUCACUACUAGGGAUAGCAUUGAUCUUUACUGGACUAGGUGUUGCGCUCACUCAUGCUCGAGGUUACCACUGCCUGAUCUUUGGAAUUAUUGGAUUACUCUGUGUUAUUCCUGGGGGCUACCAUUUUGUCUACAUUUACUGUGCUGCUCUUGGCCGCCCGGGUUACGCUUUUGAAAAUCUGCCAGUCCUGCGCUAAAUCUAUCAGAUUUCAGCACUAGAAUGAACAUUUUUUUGGUCAGCACAUUAGCAUUACAUGUAAAUUAACUUAUUGAUAGAAUGGUAAAAAGCUGCACAGGAAAAGGGAAAAACAAAAAUAAAGUUGUUCAAGUAAAUGUGGAAAGAACUGAUUAAAAGGUAAAUUUGUAAUGUGGAAUGAACUGGUAAAUAGUUGCACUUGGAAUACUAGAAAAGACUUGUUAAAAAGUUGCACAGGAAAAAAGGAAAAGGGCAGUUCAAAAGCUGUACAGGAAAUAUGAAAAGGAUUGGUUAAGAUGACACAGGCUGCGUUUUUCUUGUCUGUACGCAGCUAAUGUAUUUUCAUGGGAUGGUUUUUGAAUAAUUUGUAUUGACUGAAUAAUACGAGCAUUAUGGAUGUUCUUCCAGUCUCUCUAUUCCACUAACUUAUUGAUGGCGCUUAAACAGUUGCUCAAGCAGAAUUUGUGAUUCACAUCCCUCCCCUUUUUUUUGCACCUGUUAUCAAGCAUGCACCAAAGCAUUUGACUUGUGCAUUGUAUACAGUAGGUGUCGUUUUAUUAAACAUUGUUGACAUGCACAUGAAUAGCUUUACAAUUUUCUAUAGAGCUCACCUUUAGUUUUCUAUGUGGAAACUAGAUGUAGUCAUUAAAAAUAUAUCAGUUAUUAUUAAAUAGAUUUUGUUUUAAAAGCAUUUUUUUACUCUGAUUUACAAUAUUUGAUAAAAACUAAUCACAGGCUAUUUUGCUACAUAUCAGCUAUUUUAUUAAAUUGUUUUAAAUUUAAUUAGUAAAGCUUGAAUGUACAAACUACUUAAAACGUUCCAUUAUAAAAUCACUUUUUUGAUAAAAAAUGACUUACCUGAAAUGUAAUGAAUCUAAUACUUUAUUGGAUACUACAAGAUCAAAAUAUUUUAUCAUUUCUUUGUCAGGGAAAUUUUUUAUCAUGAUUUUUUUCCAUUAUUUUAAAGAUCUGCUAUAAUCAUUAAUCUUGGUAUUUACAG